Drosophila pseudoobscura is the source of this 1733-nucleotide messenger RNA. RefSeq lists its product as uncharacterized. NCBI's taxonomy places the organism in Eukaryota, Metazoa, Arthropoda, Insecta, Diptera, Drosophilidae. The record is from RefSeq and is a predicted model, not a curated record. The coding region runs from base 303 to 1250 and encodes 315 amino acids. The transcript has 2 exons.
ACAGUUCUGUCAAAGGUGGAAGGAGGAAUACCUCAAGGAGCUCCACAAGCGGACUAAGUGGCAGACGCCGACGCCAAAUCUGCAGGUUGGCGAUAUGGUGGUCAUCAAGGAGGAUAACCUGCCGUCCAACGAAUGGCGGCUCGGAAGGAUAACUUCCGUGUAUCCCGGUGCCGACGACAGGGUCCGUGUGGUGGAUAUCCUUACUGCCCGCGGUACCCUCAAAAGACCGAUUGUCAAGGUCGUUCUCCUGCCAGUAGAACCCCGUAGUUCCAUCCAACAAUAACUUCCAUCCUCAUCCAGACAUGGCCCCACGGAUCCGCGCCAGCCGCACCACGGAGAGCCGGCGUGAUCGAGGGAUCAACUCGUACCGUUGCCGGGUCUGCCGAGGAAUUCAUCCGCUACGGACCUGUCACCAUUUCCUUCGCCUGAGCCCUGAGAAGAGACUCCGAGCUGUCCUCAUUAACAAGUAUUGCGGGAACUGCCUGGCCCACCAACACUCCGGCCAGGAUUGUCGCAGUGGCGGGCUGUGCCGGGUGUGUGGCAAAAACCACCACACUCUACUCCACAUACCCUCGUCUCGUCGUCCAGUCCGCUCGGCCUCAGGAGCAUCGUCGCCAUCUACAGCGCCCCACGUCAAACGCCGACCUCGGCGUCCAGCCCGCUCAGCCUCGGCUGCAUCGUCGCCAUCCACGUCGGCCCACGCCGACCGCCGCCCGCGUCUCCCCGUGAGCCGCCCCGUGGCAGGGCCCCCGGCACCAUCCGUCGACUCACUUCUACAACAUCGAAGCCUCAUCAUACUCCCGACGGCGCUGGUGGUCUUGGAUACGGGUUCCAAAAACUUCGAGACGGCGGCGCUCAUCGACCCAUGCACGCCGGUGAGCUGUAUUGACGACUCCUUGGCCAGCGCCUUCAAGUUGCCCACCACUUGUGUGGGGGACGAGAAAGUGUGUACGGCGGUGAUCCGCGCCAAAAUGGGCGACUUCCAGUUGGAGACGAUGCUCAAGGUCGAGCCCCGUGUGCGCAUCCGCACGCCUAUCCGACAGCUGAGCGAUUCCGUGCGGGCGCGUUUCGGUGACCUGAGGCUUGCCGAUGAACAAUUCCAUCGACCGGCGACAAUCUCGCUCAUCUUGGGAGCAGAUGUCUACCCGAAGGUGAUCCAGCCCGGGUUCCUUGCGCGUGAGGACGGCCUGCCGGUGGCCCAGAGCACCGUUUUUGGAUGGAUCGUGUCGGGGGCGUGCACCCAGCCAUAGGCCACCCCAUUAUACUUUGCAAUCCUGCAAGGGGGGGGGAGGAUGUUCAGGCCAGCAAUAAGGAAUGUGCCGAAAAGAAACUGCACACUUACAAUCGUCAAUUUCUCGCAGUGCGAGCUUUCGAUCAUGCCGUUCGAUGCACCGUUAGAAAGCUUGAGAAAUUCUGCGUUGUUUGCAUGUUCAUUUUUCACUAUUCGCUUAUCAGUUUCAACGAUGCCUCGAAUUGAAGAGCAAGUUCGCAAAAAAAUUGUGCACAAUUAUUGCACAGAAAAAGGUGUGUCUUACAGACAAUUAGCUAAACGCUACAAAGUUAGUGUUAAUAGUGUUAAAAAUAUUAUAAUUAAGUUUGGAGAGACAUGUUCUUUAAAAGAUUUACCAAAAACUGGGAGAAAAAAGGGUCCAAGGGAUCAAAAUAUUGAUGAAAAAGUAUUAGCCUUAAUCCACAAAAAUAACACGAUGUCCGUUCGAGAAUUGGCAAAAAAA